This is a messenger RNA of Nicotiana tabacum (common tobacco), 2332 nucleotides long. The record is from RefSeq and is a predicted model, not a curated record. NCBI's taxonomy places the organism in Eukaryota, Viridiplantae, Streptophyta, Magnoliopsida, Solanales, Solanaceae.
CUUCUUGUACGUGAUCAUUUGCUGGGGUGGCUUGAUAAAAGUACUGAUUUAAAAGCGAACUUCAAUAAGAGUGCUGGCUUCAGCCUUUCUAAAAUCGCUCUGUGGUCUUCCUUAGGUAGAAAUAGUGGCUUGCAUAGGGAACUAUGGCUUGCUUGUUCUGGUCCACUGGUUAUUGUUCCAAGCAGUGGUGAUAUGGUCUUCUAUUAUCCUCAAGGUCACAUUGAACAGAUUGAGGCUUGCAUGAAUGAAGAUGGACUUAUGCCAAUGCCAGCAUACAAUGUACCAUAUAAAAUUCUUUGUAGGGUUGUUUCUGUCAGGCUACAGGCUGAGGCCAAUACAGAUGAAGUGUUUGCAGAAAUUACUUUGCUUCCUCAUCUAGGGACGAGGGAGCCAAUUUUGGCAGAACGCUCUCCUUUAUUUUCGCGUGCUAAAACUGAUGUGCAUACAUAUAGCAAGAAACUCACUCCAUCUGAUGUAAACACGCAUGGUGGACUCUCCAUUCCAAAGCAACUGGCGGAUGAAUGCUUUCCGCCACUGAAUAAUGAUCAGGAUUUCCCAGCACAGGAUUUAGUUGCAAAGGAUCUGAAUGGUUUAGAAUGGAAGUUCCGCCAUGUUUAUCGAGGUCAGUCAAGGCGUCACCUCAUAAGAAACGGUUGGAGUAGGUUUGUAAGUGCGAAGAAGCUUGUUGCAGGGGAUACCCUUAUAUUUGUCAGAGGAAAAAAUUAUGAAUUAUAUGUUGCUGUUCGCCGUGCAAAAAAACAACAAACCAGCUCAUCAACAUCUAUCUUAUCAAGCCACUACAUGCAACACGGCAUGUUGUCUAAUGCCUACCAUGCUGUUUCCUCUGGGACAAUGUUCACCAUUUACUACCGCCCUUGGACUUGUCCUGCUGCGUUCAUAAUUCCUUACAAUCAAUAUAUGAAGGCCUCUGAAAUCGAUUAUGAGGUUGGGAUGACUUUCAACAUGCCAUUUGAAAGCCACGAACUAGACUGCGGCAGAACAGUAUGCCCAAUAUUUUCAGGUACCAUUGUUGAUGUUAAAGAUUUUGACCCCAUUAGAUGGCCUGGUUCAGAUUGGAGGUGUCUCAAAGUGAAAUGGAAUCAUGCAAAACUAAUGCCAGUUCGUCCAGAAAGGGUAUCUCCUUGGAGCAUUGUAGCCAUAGGAAUAACCAAAAGAAAAAGGAGGUCUUUUUCUUCCUAUCCCAGCAAAGCACAGCCUCUUGAUCCAGCAAAUCCAUUCGGUGUCAAGGACUGCUUGAUGAAGAGUUCAGUUGAGCAUUCACCUCCGUGGAACUCUAGGGUCUUGCAAGGUCAAGAAAAAGCUGUAAAUGCUUAUGAAGAGAAUGCCUUCAGACGACCUCAUGAUUUGCGUCAACCACCACAGCGAAAACUUAGAUGGAGGCGAGGACAAGUUAGAUUGGAGAAUCAGCAGCAUAACCAUAUUCUUGAUCCGUGGUUAGACUUUAUUGGAAAGGAAGUUCAUGGCACAAGUCCUUCCAGUAAUGGAUUUUCCAAUUUACAGUCUUCAAAAAUACCAUCCUUUGCAAGUGAAUCUUUGUCUAUUCCAAAGAUUGUCGAUUACAGAAAUUCAAAUUCUAAAGGUAAUGUCGAAUCAGAUGUUAUGGGGAGCCAACCCACUGGUGGAAGCAAAUUAAAGCUAUUUGGAGUGGAUAUACUAAAUGGUCCUGAGUCCCCUUCCCAACAUGGAAGUAAACUUACACAUUUUGGUUCUUUUCCAGCAGCUUCUAAGACCGUUAAUUUUCUGGAACAGAGUAAAAGCACUUCUGGCAAUUCAGACACCCAAUGCAGUCGCAGUUGCACAAAGGUACUCAAGUAUGGAUGUGCUCUUGGAAGAUCUAUUGACAUGUCACGUGUAAAGGGGUAUGGGGAACUCAUUUCUGAACUCGACAAGCUGUUUGGAUUUGAAGGGUCUCUUCUGGAUGGUAGCAAGGAUUGGCAUGUAACCUAUCAAGAUAGAGAAGGAAACACAAAGUUACUAGGAGAUUAUCCUUGGUCGGAUUUCCAGGCCAUGGUGCGAAAGAUGUUUAUUUGUCCAAUAGGAGCUGAUUACCUGGCUGACAGAAGCUUCUGAAACUAAAUAGUUAGCUCACUUGCAUCUCUUCAACUGACAAAAAUGCUUUAGGGAUCACAUAGUCAAUCACAUUGAUCUUUUUGGGUCACAUACUCAUAAAACACUGAUUUAUUAGUAUGUAUCAGAAAAAAGCAAAACUGAAUAAUUUGCCUGUUUAAGUUCAUGUAUUUUAUGAAUAUCUUCUGUGAAGCGGAGCUUAUACCUCCAUGCUUGAUAAAUUAGCAUACCUGCUCUUGCCUAA